Amaranthus tricolor (Joseph's coat) is the source of this 2931-nucleotide messenger RNA. Its product is annotated as receptor-like protein 6. The transcript has a single exon. The record is from RefSeq and is a predicted model, not a curated record. Bases 1 to 2931 code for a protein of 976 amino acids. Lineage: Eukaryota; Viridiplantae; Streptophyta; Magnoliopsida; Caryophyllales; Amaranthaceae. Gene Ontology annotation, molecular function: protein binding.
AUGGAACAAGUUAAGCCCGUCUGCCAUGACCAAGAGAAGUUAGCCUUGCUUCACUUCAAGCAUAGCUUUCUUAUCAAUUGUCAUGCAUCUCACUCUGCCUUUGCACGCCCAAAGCUGGAAUCGUGGUGGGACGAUUUAUCAGAAAUUGAUGAUAUGGCAAUAAAUAGAAGUAGUAGUCACACUAACGAUUGUUGCCUAUGGGAUGGUGUUAUGUGCAAUAAAGAGACGGGCCAUGUGAUUGGCCUUGACCUCAGUAGCAGCUGUCUAUACGGCACGUUGCCUCACAACUCUUCCCUCUUUAGCCUUGAUCAUCUUCGAGAACUUGAUCUUUCUGAUAAUCACUUCAACUUUUCUCAAAUUCCUUCUGCCAUUGGUCGGCUUUCCAAGUUGACAGAGCUCAACCUCUCUCGGUCUUUUUUCAUGGGCUCAAUUCCAACAAUUUCGAAAUUGUCUAGCUUGAAAAUUCUCGAUCUUUCCAAAAACUAUGAGUUGGAACUUCAAUAUGAAAUGACUUUUGAGAAGUUUGUUGAUAAUCUAACUCAUAUAACCACACUUGUUCUUAAAGAUGUUAAUAUCUCAUCUCCAGUUCCUGUUGUCUUAAGCAACUUCACUUCCCUUCAAUCUCUUGUACUCAUUGGAAACCAUUUAUUUGGUACAUUUCCAUCAAGGGUUUUUCAGCUACCUAAGCUUGAGGAAAUCGUUUUGGCCUUAAACGAUGAUCUUGAAGGAAAUCUCCCCCAGUUUCCUCCCAAUAGUCCUCUCAGAACGUUAGAAAUUUCCUACACAUCAUUUUCAGGAGAAAUAACCCCUUCAAUUGGAAAUCUUGGUAACUUGACUCAAUUGAACCUUGAGAGUACUGGUUUAACCGGACCAAUCCCGUCUUCACUAGGUAACUUGACAAAGCUUUCCUUGUUAAAUAUGUGGUGUAAUUUUAAUGGUGACAUGCCUUUAUCUAUCACAAAUCUCACACAACUCACAAUGUUGCACAUUGGAAAUGUUCAUAUUCACUCUCAAAAACUGAAUUAUUGGUUGCCUAAGCUAAGAAACCUACAGCGUUUAGGACUCAGGAACGUAAUGUUAACUGGUGAAAUCCCAACUUCUUUAUCAAACCUCACUCGACUCAGUUUGUUGGAUCUUGGUUUGAACGAGCUAACAGGUUCUUUGCCAGUUUGGCUAGCUAAUAAAACAACUUUAUUUUUCUUAGAUCUGUCUGGUAAUAACUUUCAAGUUCCUAUAAUACCACAAUGGUUUUCUCAACUCGUCAAUCUUGAGAUACUUUCACUGAGUUCUGAUGGUUCAAUUGCUAUGUUUGAGACAUUUCUAAAACUUCCGUGUCUCAAUUCCUUAGUGUUAUAUGGUAUCAAUCUUACAUUUCCUCCAAAUGUAGCAAACACCAGUGCAUUAUCCCUCCCCAAAUUUGUUAUGAUGUACCUUAUAUCUUGCAACCUUACAGAAUUCCCACAGUUUUUGCGUUCCCAAAAUGAGCUUCAAUUCCUAGGUAUGUUAAGAAACAAUAUUGUGGGCACCAUACCACAAUGGUUUGUGAACACAACUACGAAAAGCCUUCAAGUAUUGGACCUUUCUGGCAACCAUUUAACGGGGUUUGAACAACCUCAAACUCUUCUUCCAUGGUACAAUUUAAAGUUACUUGAUCUUUCAGAUAAUAAUUUUCAAGGCAAACUUCUAAGUCCUCCAACUUCUUUGCAAUAUUACCAAAUCUCUAGUAAUAAACUGAAUGGAGUUAUACCCAAUGAUAUCUGCAAGGCAAGUUCAAUGAUCUUCUUAGAUCUAUCCAUGAACAACAUUAGUGGGAAGAUCCCAGUUUGUAUAGCUCAGCAGCUCAGUGCAAGUUUAUCAGUUUUGAAUUUGCGUGAUAAUGGUCUUGAAGGACCAAUUCCACAAGCACUCUCAAAAAGUUGCAAAAUAAAGAUGAUUAAUUUAAGCGAUAAUUUGUUAAAUGGUCGAUUACCAAAGUCAUUAGCCAAUUGUAGAUUUCUUGAAGAGAUUGAUUUUGGGAGAAACAAACUUAGAGACACUUUCCCUUUAUGGUUAGGAAGUCUUCAAAAGUUGCAAGUUCUUGUCUUGAGGCACAACAAGUUUCAUGGUACGAUAGUAGCUUCGGAUUCUAGUCACAAUUUCAAUUGCUUACGCGUGAUUGACCUGUCCAAUAAUUUCCAUGUUGGUAGUUUACCAUCCACAUAUAUUCAAAAUUGGCGAGCAAUGAGAGUUACAGAUGAAUUUCAUCGAGAAUAUUCAUCUAGCUCAGACCUUUCAAUAGGUUCACCUCAGUCUGAUCAUAUGGUUCGGUAUUCAAAAAUAAAUUACACAUACGUCAUGACCAUAACAAAUAAAGGCAAUGAACGGUUUUACCCAGCGAUCUUUUCUGCGUUUCGAGCAGUUGAUUUAUCAAGCAACAAUUUCACUGGUGAAAUACCAGAGAUUAUGGGAAACCUAACAGGGCUUCAAACACUGAAUCUUUCCAAUAAUCAUCUUACAGGUGGAAUUCCUUUAUCGCUAGCUAAUUUGAUUGACCUUGAAGCAUUAGACCUUUCUCAAAACAUGCUCUCAGGAGAAAUUCCUCAACAAUUGAGCAAGAUAACAUUUUUGGAGAUGUUUAUUGUCUCUCAUAAUCGUCUGGAAGGACCGAUACCUCAAGGUGAACAGUUCAAUGCUUUUGAUAAUAGCUCCUUUUUUGGAAACUUAGCACUUUGUGGACCUCCUUUAUCCAAUCAAUGUGGAGAUACAGAUGCAGUGUCGCCAACAGAGAAGACCGUUGAUGAUACAGAACAAGACUCUGAGCUGAUUCAUUGGACAAUUUCAUCACUAGGCUAUAUAGCAGGAUGUUUAGUAGGCUUCAUCGUUGGGAAAAUCUUUAUAACUGAUCCAUAUCAUGAUUGGUUUAUGGAGACCUUUGGAAGGAGAAGGCAUUAA